ACUAAUCAUUAGUCGUCCGCCAUAGAAAGUUGAAAGUUUUGAUUGUUUCCAUUUGCGGCACAUUAGUUAAAUUAUAUUCAGAUUUUUUCUUCCCAUAAUAAACCAAAUGGAGUCCCUUAAGCUCCUCCUGGUGGCAUUAGUCACCACACAGUUACUGUUUGGCCAGGGUUCGGCCGAUAAGGGCCACGAAAAGUACUCCAAAAAGGCCAACACACUACCCGAUUCGGAAAUUUACGAGCCGGACUUCCGCAACAUCCAGCGACCCUUCCGGAUGGCCAAGCUGAACCUGGUGUGGACCAAAGCGCAGCACCGCCUCACCGAACCGAAGCUCAAAUCGCUGUACACCGAGCUAAAAAUUCACGACAAGGAGGAACUGGCCUGGAAGCAGCUCAACUCGCAGCACAAGGACAAGGAGGGCCUGAAGGAGGCCGAACUGCGCAAGAAGCUGAUCGGAAUCAUGAGCACGUACGGACUGCUGGAGCACUUUGACGACACGCAGGAUCCGGAAAAGUACAAACACUACAAGGCGUACUCGGGCAAGGUCGACAGCUACAAGAACAAAAGUCUAUUCAAGGACAAAAAGCUGAACAAGCUGUGGGAGAAGGCGGAAACUUCGGGUUUUACUAAGGAAGAGCUUGAGGCUCUGAAAGAGGAGUUUGAGCACCAUCAGGAGAAGAUUGACGUGUACUACAAUCUGUUGGAGCAGCUGGGUGACAACGACGGAAAGGCUACCGGAGUGCACGAGAAUGCGGUCAACGAAGAUGAGCACGAUCGGUUCAACGAAAUUGGUGGCGCCGACGAGGAGGACGGUACGGACAUCAUGGCUCAGCAGCGCAAACAGGACUCGUUCCAGCAUCAGUCGAACCAACUAAGGGAAAAACAUCGUAACAUUCGGGACAACUUUGACCGGUUGGAGCGAAUCGCGGCAAAGGGACCGGACAGCCAGGACUUUGUCGAGCCGAAGGUGCAAGGACUGUGGCGGGUGGCAUUGGCGUCGAACUUCACGGCCGACGAGUUGGCAUCGCUGAAGGUUGAGCUGCUGCACUACGAGAGUCGGUUGCUGAAGCUGAGGCACAUGCACGCGGAGCACGCGUUGAGCAUGGAAAAGUACAAAGGUGCCAAGCAUGGGGACAAGGCCGAUACGCACCGGAUGAUGGAGGAGAACAUCAAGAAGCAGACGCGAAAGGUGGAGAAGAUUCAGGAGAACGUGGAAAAGCGCAUCUUUCAGCAUUCUGAGCUGUAAGAUUGGUUGAUGAUCUCUGGUGAAGAAUUUGGAGUGCCAAAAUAAGGUUGCAAUUAACAAUUCGUCCCGAACGCAAAUUAUUCUCGAAUAAGUGUAGGGCAGCUAGCCUAUUUUCUACUGUGUAUUGUAUGAGUGUAGUUUGAUGGUUAAAUGUGUAGUUUACUUUCCUCGUCGUUUAAAAGUGAACAAAUUUAUGUGUAUGAUAAAAAAAUAAACAAUAUCUUUUCUAAUCAA
This is a messenger RNA of Culex pipiens pallens (northern house mosquito), 1477 nucleotides long. RefSeq names its product alpha-2-macroglobulin receptor-associated protein. The record is from RefSeq and is a predicted model, not a curated record. Gene Ontology annotation, biological process: regulation of receptor-mediated endocytosis. NCBI's taxonomy places the organism in Eukaryota, Metazoa, Arthropoda, Insecta, Diptera, Culicidae. Gene Ontology annotation, cellular component: endomembrane system; endoplasmic reticulum. The transcript has 2 exons. The coding region runs from base 107 to 1243 and encodes 378 amino acids. Gene Ontology annotation, molecular function: receptor antagonist activity; low-density lipoprotein particle receptor binding; heparin binding.